Molecule: messenger RNA, 744 nt
Organism: Canariomyces notabilis
Lineage: Eukaryota; Fungi; Ascomycota; Sordariomycetes; Sordariales; Chaetomiaceae
Exons: 1
Coding region: 150-602 (150 amino acids)
Source: RefSeq, a predicted model, not a curated record
GUAAGCAUCAGCUGCAUUGCAGUCUCGUCACGGGGGACACCUGCGGUUCCUCCGCUCUCUCUUACAUGCAAUGUCUUAGGUAGGUAAACAUAAUCUAUCGCACGUACGGAGUAUGAGGGUAUAAUAUUCCACCACAUAAGCUAAAGAACAUGCAACUGCUUUGGUCAUCAAGGGCACACAGAGGAUGCCGCUUCCUAGGUCGAGGCCGUGAGGCUGAUAGUGAUUUUGAAUUGGGCCGCUGCGCUAGAGACACCACCUGGCCGGAAUCGAGACCGACAAGCCAUCGACCAGGAUCAUGGGAAACAGAUGGUGUGGAUCCCCUGUUCGAUCCGUCCUAUCGGGAUGUCUUGGUCCCUGAGGCUGAGCUACGAUUGGGUAGCGAGACGAUGGGUUUCGUCACUUCAUGUACUGCCAACUCAGAGCUUCCCCUCCCUCCAACCUUGAAGCUUGCACCCUCAUCAAGCCGCCCCAGCCUCCUCCAUUUUAACUCAAGGAGACUCGAGUUGGGUUCUGCGCUCUCUCGCUGCUGCCAGUCAGAUGGUUUAGUGAGAUCAUUCCGAGUCCAAUUGAGCUGGGUGACCGAAGAGCUACACGUAGGCUGAGUUCCAAGAUGUCGGGUGUGGGCCUGACGACCUAACGUUGCUUUCCAGGAGCUUCUACCCUGGAUGACGAUAUUGUAGUGCCUCCUUUCAGGCCAUCUUGCACUCAUCUUCCACGCAAGUUAAUUCCCAUUGAGUGAAGUGC